AUGCGACCUUCCUCGCCCCCUCGCUCCUUGCUGCACUUUGUGCUCGGGGUUGCGGUGGUGGCUGCGGCGGCGGAGAGGAUACCAUGCAGGGAGGAGCCGCUUCCUCCCCUCGUCGCUUGCCCUCAAGGCCAAUCAUGUCCCUUCGAACAAGUGCAUAUCUCCAUAGGGCGAUGGCAGGCGGGCGCGGGCUGGGAGAUGACGGUGACAUGGACGUCUCAGGCGCUUGCGGCCGGUCAAGUACCGUCUGUGAGAGUGUCGGAGCGCAAGGAAACUCUCACCGCGCCAUCGGGAUGCGUCGCUGAUUUUGUGGGGGAGACGACCAAUUACACAUACACUUCAUCGGGAGGCCCAUUCUACUCUCCUUCCACCAAGUUCUACGUCUCUCCCUCCAUCCAUCAUGUCGUCAUAGGAAAGCUCCGCCCCUCCAAGUUCUACCACUAUCAGGUUGGCGUCAAGCAGCGCAAGGCCAUUGCAGCAGGGAACGACCAAUAUAGAGACACGGUCUUUCGUUUCAGGACUCCUCCUGCUCCAGGACAAGCCCCCAGCGCUCAGCUUACUGGAUCCGAGGUAAUGAAGAUAGUCGUCAUCGGCGACCUCGGGCAGACCAUUCACAGCCAGCAUACCAUGGAGAAGGUGGAAAGCAGCUUGAGAGCAUCUGAGAAUUCCUACGCCAUGAGCUGGAUCAUCGGAGACCUUCCUUAUGCUGACGGCGACGGGCACAGAUGGGACCCGUGGGGGAGGAUGAUGGAGCCAGCGUCCGCAAGUCUGCCACUCAUGGUCCUUCCGGGCAAUCACGAGAUCGAGCUCGACGCGCAGACGGCAGAGACCUUCACAGCGUAUCGUCACAGAUUCAGAAUGCCCAGCCAGCUGCCGGAGAGGACGGGGCCAGCACGGGGCAACGACAUCCUGUACGAGGGAGGAGCAAGCUUUUACAGCUUUGAGCUGGGCCUCGUCCACUUUGUCUGCUUGAACACCUACAACACUCGGGGAGCGAUGCAUGACGUCUCCUCGGAUGUGCAGCGGAAGUGGCUGGAGGAGGAUCUCAAGGCGGUUGACAGGAGGAAGACGCCGUUCGUGGUUGUCGGGAUGCACGCGCCCUUCUACAACAGCAACAGGAACCACCAAGGGGAAGCUGAGACCGAGCUGAUGAAGAGCUGGGCAGAGCAGAUCCUGAACCGCUACUCGGUGGAUGUUGUGUUCGCCGGGCAUGUGCACUCGUACGAGCGGAACUGGGGGGUGGCGACGGGAGGGAAACUUUCGUCCUCAGCUCCCUCCUACAUCAACGUGGGAGACGGAGGGAACCACGAGGGCCUCUACGACGAUUGGCUGCCGCAGCCUCCAUACUCGGCCUACCGCAACGGCAAGUUCUUCGGGCACGGCGAGCUGUCUGUCUUCAAUGCCUCGCACAUGCGGUGGACUUGGAUCCCCAACCCGAAGCAGGGAGAGCAGGAGGAGGACAGCGUGUGGAUCGUCCGACCCGUCAGCAGCGGGAGCAAGCAGCAGCAGCAGCAGGAUACCAUCCUGACCAGCGGAGAGGAGGGAAGAAACCCGCCUAGCCCCAUGUCAGCCGCUCUCCCCCUCACCCUCCUUGGAUUCGUCCUCGGUGCUUUCGCGUACGUCAUCAGCAAGAGGGUGACGAGGGAGGAAAGGGGAGGAGGGUCUUCCUAUGAAGUGUCAAGCGCCCCGCUGCUCAAGCAGUCUCCAGCUGAUAUCGAGGUGAAGGCAGAGAGCUCAAGCACUCGUCUCAUGCACGAUCACACCUACGCAUGAGCGUGUUGUAGCUGGCGGGACUUCAAGAAGAGACUCUCACGCUUCACUUCACUGCAACUUCUCCGUUUCUCUCCCCACGUCCACAGGCCUCCGGGCAACGGGCCAACCCCUAGAGGGUCUCGGGCGACAGCCAGUCCAAGGACUUUUGCGCUUGUCGCCGUCAUGGCCUCCCGCAGCCAUCGCGCCAUUUAGACAAGGGGGAGGAGGAGGAGGAGGAGG
Guillardia theta CCMP2712 is the source of this 1989-nucleotide messenger RNA. RefSeq lists its product as hypothetical. The transcript has 12 exons. Lineage: Eukaryota; Cryptophyceae; Pyrenomonadales; Geminigeraceae. The record is from RefSeq and is a predicted model, not a curated record. Bases 1 to 1770 code for a protein of 589 amino acids. Gene Ontology annotation, molecular function: acid phosphatase activity; metal ion binding.